AUGUCCAAGUCCCGCAAUAUCACAGACUACUUCAAAAGGCCCGACUUUUCCGCUGUCCGAGACCCAGAUGAGGAGACGACGGAGGACUGCCAGGUGAGGCGUGCAGAGUCGGAGGCCUUGCCGCAGACAAAGCCAACGCCUUUGUUUGCCUCCUUUGCAGACUCAGUGGGCUCAGCGUCUCGCCAGUCAAGCCUUCCCGUUGGAAGCAGCUUUGCGGGGCGGUCUUCCUUUGAUGGAAGCACCUCCCUCUCCCAACGGGUAGUCAGGAACGGCAGGGAGGUCGUCAUCAGUUCUGACGGAGAAUACACCGACGCCGAAUCGCUAGAAGACCCUGAAGAUCUGUUCAGAAUCCUUGAUACUACUGCUACUUCCACUACUACUAAAGUGCAGCAGGAAAAGGAAGAAGAGAUGCCUCCCAGAAAGACGGGGAAACCCUCCAAAUUCUCAAGCUCCAGCAUCGAUAAACUGCCGAAAUACAAAUUCACCCUCGACUCUCUCGUCACCCACACGGUAGACGAUAACGAGACCGAGGCCGGGGUUUCCAAGGUCAGAGCUGCGUACGAUGCCGCCGAGAAGGAGAGCGCCGCUGCCAGAGAAAACGGUGGGCGUCUGCGCGAGACCCUGUUGGCGUCGGCGUUGGGAACGGGCGACAAGAACGACGAUGCCUCAGAUAUCCAGCGUCUGCUCCAUGCAGUCCGACGAACAGAGGCCCUAGACCAAGACAAGGCGUGGUACUUCUUCAAGCAGGGCGUAUCGUCGUCGUCGCCGUCCCACCCGCUCCCGCCCAAGUUCCCCGCUUCCAAGGUCUCUGCGAGGACAUACGAAGCCGUUCUGCGAGACCCGACCACCCGCGCACGAGCGUUUCAGUCCGGCACCCUUGACGUCGCAUUGGCAAGACAUAUGCUACCCGAAGAGGUGGUCCUCUGGAUAUUUCAGUCUGCUUCCUCCGAACAGCGUGAUGACCUGAGGCAUGCCUAUUGCCGGGCGUUUAAGGUUACCUCGCUGAUCCUACCGAAACAUAUCGAUACCCUCUUCGAAACUCUUGGUGCAACUUCUGACUCCCUCGACCUUUCCAAGCCGUUAAUUCCAGCUUCGUCAGAGACAGGAAGUCUCGGCCACAAGGAAUUCCAAACCCAAUCAUUGCUACUAUCUUCCUUGGAUCUUCUCCGCGGUACUGCCGAUCGAUUCGCCCGCCGGACUCGAGUCCAUAUCUUACUUAUCCUCUUUCGACUGGCUAUCGACAUAUCCAUCACUAGCAACAGCAUUGUAUGUUCUGAGCUCGAAGGAACCAUCACCGCCUUGUUAGAAAGCGGGCUCAAGCCAGACGCAGAAAAUAUGGCGCGGCAGAUCUCGCAGGCAGUCUAUGAUACUGUCAACGACGCAGAAUUCCAAGCUCGCUUGCUCCGCCACAUUCUGCCGACGUCCGACUGGAUCGCCCUAUUACGGUGCCGUCUUGCCGUCUCCUUCCUUCUCCGCGAUCCGGCGCCCCUCACCGAGGCGCCGGAGGCCGUUCUUGAUUUGAACCGAAUCACUGCCGUGCUGAAAGAGAAACGGUUCGAUGUCAAGGCCUUCAAAGCCAAGGACCAGGGCGAGUAUGAUUUUGGUGAGCUGGGCGCCAUCACCGUCCUGCUCAAUAUCGCCAUCGACUCAAGCUGGGCCAAACUGAGAGCGGGGGCAGAAGGCGAAACCAACCGCGAGUAUAACGCUGCAGUCGACGCUCUGGCCGACCGAAUCAAGAAGAUCUUCACCUCCAUCGCGGACUCGGGGGCCUCGCACCUCCGCCGCACGCAGGCCAAAGAGGCCCUCGAGGCUCUGCACUACCGGACUGUGUACUCCAUUCGGUCGAAGCCGCCACCGAAAAAGACCCUGUUUGGACCGAAAAAUGACCAGGACUGGGAGGAUAUCGAGAAAAGCCGGGCUGCUUUCGCCCAGUUUACAAAAGGGCGUACCAAAGCGGAGAUUGCAAUUCGACCUCACGACCCAUCUUGA
Messenger RNA from Penicilliopsis zonata CBS 506.65, 1989 nucleotides. RefSeq lists its product as hypothetical. Lineage: Eukaryota; Fungi; Ascomycota; Eurotiomycetes; Eurotiales; Aspergillaceae. The coding region runs from base 1 to 1989 and encodes 662 amino acids. The transcript is spliced from 7 exons. The record is from RefSeq and is a predicted model, not a curated record.